AUGGACAAGUCACAAUUAUUCGUCCAAGAAGAGGAAGAGAUCUCGGACUCGCCAGCCUUUGAUCAGUAUGAAGAUUCGCAUGAGCAGCCAUUAGAGGAAGACGAUGAUCCAAUCAUUCAGUCCAUUCCAAUCAUCCAUGGUGCACUUCCCAGCAGAGAAUCGCAAACAAUCCAUGUGCUACAAUAUUCAGGAAGACCCAAGAGCCGGCCAUUCAGCACAGAUCAACUUAAGGCCACUGUCAAGCCUCACAGCAAAGUCGUGGAGUUGAAGAUUCCCAUGGAUACUCUGAAAUUUUACGAUGAGGCUCGCGCAGAUGAACUAGGCACUCGUGUGGAAGCAUUAUCGCUUCUGGGUGUGUUGACCAAUACAGACGGUGGACUAUACAUUGGAAAAGUAGUGGAAAAGCAGGGAAAGUCACAGGUGGUGUUGGUUCCGCUCGAUAGUACUGCCCAACUUAGACCUCUGUUUAAGUACAUUGACGAUAUGGACUCAGCUAGAUCUGCUCAGGUGAGACAAGAGGCAUCAACCGCAGACCCCGUAAAGCCCACUGCUGUCCUGGUGCUUCAGACAGCGUCCAAGGCUGGACAGUUUAACGCAGAGGGUGCUGCACUUUCCACCAUUGGUUCUUGUUUGAGACAUAUCAAGCAGUUCAAUGAGGAAAGCUGGGAAACACUCAGCUGGAGGAAUUUAGAGGACAGUUCGACCUCCACUUUGAAAAAAGCCAUCGAAAGUCCAAGCGAGGAGUCUGUGGCCACAUCGACUUUAUUUGGUGAAUUUGCAUAG
Sungouiella intermedia is the source of this 783-nucleotide messenger RNA. The record is from the annotation of a GenBank genome assembly. NCBI's taxonomy places the organism in Eukaryota, Fungi, Ascomycota, Pichiomycetes, Serinales, Metschnikowiaceae.